CUUCAUGUUGUGGUUUUUCGUCGUAAAAGUUGCCAAACAAAAUAGGAGGGAAAUAUCAAAAUAACAUGAAAAUUUCAGUUAAUUUAUUUCCACGCGUGCAAUUUCUUUAAGUAUGUUUAUUAGAAUCAUUUGCUAGUGGAUAAAAUGUAAGUUAUUGUAUUUAAUAACCCGGUCAUAUCAUUGUUAUUCAAGUGUUUACAAGUGUUUGAGAACUGAAUUUAAUUGAAAUGGAAGAAUUGCGGUCUAAACACAAGACUAUACAGAGCGCAGCUCACCACAUCGCCCUGGAGUGCAUUCAUCCUCAGUACCGUUUGUCCACCCAUGUCUGUGCAUAUCGGAUCUGCUACAGUCGGUACACGGCUCCCCGUACCACGUGCACCCUUACCCCUCCCCAGUUCGUCUCCAGCAUGCCUUCCAGAGCCAGAACAGUCCGAAGAUGUUUCACCCGAAAGGGCUUAAGCCACACCUUGAUGGGAGAGCAUACGGCACGCCCAACGAAAGCCCAAUAUUGGGCAGGGCGCUGUGCCUCACUCCCCGAGGCAGCCCCAUCCCGGGGCGGGUGUCGCAUCUCAACGAGAAGUUCCAGGAUUCGCUCACACUCAACUCCGAUACCGACGCCCUGGUGGCGAAGAUCAGCGCCAUGUUCCCGACUGUCAGCGAGACGCAUAUCAAGAUCUUAUUGAAGAAGUACUACAACCGAGAAGCAGUGGUGAUAAGCGCCCUGCAGGUGGAGAAGCACCCUAUUACGACACCGGGCCCGCUGACGAUGUCUCCGUCGGCCGCGCGCCUUCAGCGAGGCGCCGUGGGUGUGUACUCGGCGCUGCAGCUGGCCAAGGGCGUCUCGGGCUCCAUGCAGGGCUCCAGCCACUACUCGCCGCUCACCGGCAGCCCGCACGGCUCCCCAUCGCUCCUUCGACCGGCCUCCGGAGCGUCAAGCUACUGCGGCACUUACAAAUCCGACGGUCCGCCGCGACACCAGUCGCCGAAGAUGAAACUCAAGUACCUAAAGAGCAUAUUCCCCAAGGCGGAGGAGACGUUGAUAUUGGACGUACUGGCGAACAAAGACAACAACGUGCAGAAGGCUAGUGAGGAGCUCAUCACGAUGGGCUUCACGAAAAAGGAGACCAUCAUCAAGAAAAAAGAUAAGGAGAAAGAAACCCUCCCGCCGAAGAAGGUCGUCACCAUCAUGAAGACUUUGGAGGAGAAGAAUCAGUUGAAACAGAAGCUCGAGAAGAAAUACAGUUCGAUAGCGGAGCGCGUCAUAUCGCUGGCGCUCGAUAGCGUGGACUACAACGAGGAGCGGGCCGAGCAGAUCCUCAACGCGGUGGUGCAAGAGGAAGAGGCCCCCAAGGUGGCCAAGCCACCGGAGGUCAAGGAAACCAAGCGGCCACCUGCCACCGAACCGAAAAAGGGGCCGAUUCUGAAGUCCAGUACGGGGUCUGACUCGAAGUAUAAGUCGCACUACAGCCUGCCCACGACUGGGCCCAACCCGUCCAUUAGACAAGGGCCCAAAGAUUCCUUGCUAUUGAUGGACUAUAUGCCAUGGAACGGGCCCAACCCGGACUUCCGUGGAGGUCAGAUGGUUAAGGCCGAGGGGCCGGAGCCUGCCUUGAGGGAGAAGGCCUCGUCUCUGGCCCGGGGCCCGUCAGGCCUCGCGAAAGGCCCCGGAGGCCUCGCUAAAGGAUCUAUCUACCAGAAGAUGAGCAAGAAAUCCGCCAAAAUAAUCGGUUAAAUCGACGUGCUCCAUGGGGCCUGAGUGUGAUGUGGAGUUGUUUAAGUUACCUCUUGAAAUACGAAAUUUAAAAUAGACGAGAAAAAUAUUUUUUAAAUGUAUUAUAUUAUUAAAUGUAUGUAUUUAUAUUGUAUCAUUAGAUUUAGGUCGUAAUAUUGCCGAUAUCUCGUUUUUGCGGCUUUACUAAAAGUAAUGUUUUUUUCGUUACACUUUACAUUUUUGACAUUGUUUUUAUUAUUCACUUGUGAUCCGUUUAAGUAUUAUGAUAUUUUUAUUUCAUGUCGUAAGUUUAGGUAGUUUAUACAUCUAGCUAGAUGGUAUUCUAGAUCUCAUUAGUUCUCAAGAAACAGUAAAAACUAUUUUGCCACUUCUAAGACAUAUUUUUAGUAUUCCUUUUUUCUUUUGAGAGAAUCUUACAGAAUUAAUAGUUCAAAAACUAAAUUAAACAAUACUAAAAGCAAUAGCGGUAAUAGUUUUCCUUACUUAAAAAAAAGAUAUAUGAUUUUUUAAGUCAAAAUGUUUUUAUGAGAUUUGAAACAAACAUGUUUUGAUGCCAAUACUUUUUAAAACAAAGUGGAAUCUUAGUUCUUUGUAUGUAAUGGAACCGUUGUGAAACAACGUGAGAUGCUAUGAAAAGUACUAGAACUGGUAACUUAAUUAAAGAAGUAAGUAAGUACGUUAACAGUAAGUUUUCAAGUUUGCUUCCAAACCAGGCAGGCGAUUCAGAACCUUUUCAUAGAAUAAAUAAUACAUACUGUAACAGAACGAUGUCACCUUACCAAUAUCUAAUCUUGAUCCUACCAACAAAGUGAAAUAACGACUUGCGAGUUGUAAAAGGUAAUGUUUCUAAAUCGCCUAUUAAAUGAAAAAAGCCUAAGAUAAAGUUAAAUAUCAACAGUAUCUUCCUUUCAUGUGACAAAUACUUAAUAGUUUUAACAGUCAUUUCUACUUCAUCAUAAUUCCACUAGCUGUAAUAUUUAAUUUGUUAUUUUGUUUGUUUUGUGUGGCAGCUCAGCAGUAGAUAGUAGUGAAUAAGUUUAGAGAUAAUGUUGUAUUUUUAUGGUUAAAUAUUUUAAUGGUAUUUUUUUCGAUGAACAAAUGUAAUGCUUCAACCAUACCAACCAAAGCGUGCAGGUCGCCAUCGAUCCGUGAUCGACCAUAGGCGAAUGACAGGUCGCGUGGACUGUCAUGGGUCGCGCGACCUGUCAUUGGUCUAUGAUCGCGCCGGCGAUGGCGAUCUGCACGCGUCGGUGUGGUUGAAGCUUAAGUCUAUCAACAUAGAAUGUGAUUUAGGGAAAAUAUUUUAGGUAUAAAUAGUCAGAUUUCUAGAUUAAAAGCCUAACUAGUCAGAUUGUAUAACGAAUAAGGCUGGGUUGCGCCAUCUUACUUUAACUUUAACAAACCGCAAAAGUCAAUCAAACUCCAUACAAAAGGUGUGCAAAGUAAGGUUGUGCUUAUGCAACUCAGCCCAAGUUAUUCAUAUCAUUAUACCGACACAAUUUCAGUCCAUGAACGCUUUUACGCUUUUUAACAAGCAUUUGAACGUCGCAUGUAUUAUACACAGCUCUAGUUAUUAACUAAAUGAAAUAUUAUGUACUUAUAGAUAUCAGCUGCCGAGACUUAUCAAUCAUAUUCGGCUAGUAUUCAAUAACGUUCGUUGACUAGUCAUAUAAUAUUACUAUAGUAUUUUGAAACUUGUUGCCUGACAUCCUUUGUUAGUGGUGUUAUAACAUUAAUAGUGCAAUUUUGAAUCUGCUAUAUUUUUCUACAUAAAUUAGCUCAAUCAAAUAUCUGCUACAGAAUCUAGGUAGGUAAGUUAGUGAAUUUUUACAGCCGUAUAAAGUCUUUCGCUGCCUUGAACGACCCGCUGUAUUUUUAUCGUGUGUAGUGUGUAUGUGUGAGUUCAGUGAAGAGAAGAAUAUUAUCGUAGAUUAAUUUUGAACUUUAUGUCAUUUAUGUAAAGUUUCAAAAGUGGUUGCAACUAUUCUGCCACCACUAGAUUAAAAGUCAAGGCAGCGCGAGGUUACAAUAGUAAAUAUGUUAAUUCUUCAUAUUGCCUCCAUAGAAGUAGUUUGUACAGUUAUGCCCGUAAAUCAACUGAAGAUAUUUAUACUUGUUCCAUAGUAGUACUAAGGCUGAUUUUUAUAAAUUACGACAGUUCAGUAAUGCACGUAUAAGAUGAACAUUUUAAUCCGUAUAGAGAAGCACAAUUAUAAUUCACUUGCAAUCUUGAUAAAGUUGAAAAUAUGUAGUAAUAUUUUAGUUACCGCCAAUUAAAGUGUUAAUAGUCACUAAUAGUCGCGUUAUACAUAAUAGGAGCUAAAAUUGCUCCUACUUUUUGGGAGAAAAUAAUAUUUGAGACCACUAUUUACAAUUUAUUCUCAAUAUGACCAUAGUAUACUAAUGACCUUCUCUUUAAAAUCUUUAACUAUUUUUUUAUUAAAAGACAACAUGACUUCACCGUGACCUAGCCUUGUUUUUAUUCAUUCAACUAUAGUAAAAUUUUGAAUUAGACUUAUUUUGAUAUGAAGAUUUACUGGUGUAUUUCUUUUAGUGCAUCUGAUGAGUGAUAGAAUGUUUUAAGUGUAUGGUAAAUCAAACCAAUAAGUGAGCUCAAAGUGAAGUUUCAACACCUUGUAAAGCUAAGCGUCCACAUGUCGGUAUCACACGCAUCGGACGUAUCGCACGCAACGGAUCGUAGUAUUAUUUAUAUAGAAACUCAUAUAAGUGCGUCCACCUGUCCGCAUCGUACGCAUCGCACAUCCGAUACGAUGUGUUUCGUACGAUGCGUCCGGUGCGUACGAUACCGACAAGUGGACGCUUAGCUUAAAAAGGCACAUCGAGAUUUUUGUAAAAUCAAAACAAAAAACUGUUAAAUUCUAACUAAAACUCAACAACAACAACAAAAUUUAGAUGUGUUUUGUCUCGACGACAAUAAUGAAAUUGUCGCACCUUGUUAAAGUUACGAAUUAAUAAAGCCAAAUUCAGUAUCCCAUAGUAAUAUCAAGCAAUAAUAACACAUAGAGUUGUGUCGGUUCUUCCGGUUCUUCCUAUCACGAUUAAAAAAAUAUUAAUUAGUAAGGCACCACAAUAUUGAUGGCCCUCCAGUAGUACAAUCUUUGCCAUCGAAUAGUAUGUGUGAAUGUCGAUAAAUUAUUUUUGUACAUAAGCAUAAUUUAGAGCUAAUUUAUUAAUUAGUAAUUUUGUCAUUCAGUAUUAGUUAUUAGCCUGAGAGCCCUCGAGGGACAUAGGUAGGUACGUUAUGGCUCUUUUCAAGUGUGCAAUACUAUUUUUUAUUGUUAUAGUAUUAAUUUAUUCAAUUCAACAUGAAGGUGCAGUCUACAGCAUCCGCUUAUGUAAAUUAUUACCGAUUUUAAACUGAUUUAUUAGAAAAUGUUCGCAUCUUAUUGCUUUCGACUGUAUCGUUUGUUUUAUUUUUGCAUAUUGUUUUACUUUUUGAUAAGUAGGUAUUGUAUUUGAGCACUGUCGCCAUUAAACGAUUGUUUAUAUAAUAUAAACUAUAUUUUUUACAUAAAAAAUGGCUUUUAAAAUCAAGGAAUGAUCAGUAGACUUAAUGAAAAAUGCGUAAGAAAUGGAAUCAUACGUAAUACAAUGUGGACGAUAUCCUGAGAGUAAAAAGUAUCACUUUGUACGAUUAGUAGCAGUUAUUGCUUAAAAUAAACUUAAUUAAAAUGGUGGAAAUUAUCUUAAUAGUAAGGAAUUUAAUGUCAAUACGUCCAAAGAGUGGUAAUGGAAAGAUAAUGUGAUAAUGUUCAAUGUAAAUCAUUUAGACAUGGGAACGAUAUUUUGAGAAGCGCUUCACGCUAAGAAAUGUUAGCCGGAAAACCGUCCGUGCUAUUCUGAGCAACCUUGCCAACCGCAAGCUAAUAUAGAAAUGUUUCUAAACGAUUCCUUAUUUUCCACAAAAUUAUAAGGUUUCUCAUGUACUAAGAUGAGUCGCGCACACAGAUAUUGUGGUCGCGCACGUAUGAGAUGAGGUUUCAAUGCAUAUUUUGUUGAAAUAACCUCCGAGCCAGUGCCGGCUGCGGCUGUUUUCGCGCCAAUUUUACAUUGUUGAGUAAUUUUUCUAACUAACAAGGCUUCUUUGGGCAGAUUGUAUAGGUAGAAAUAAAAUAAACCUACGCAAUUAUUACAUACCAUA
This is a messenger RNA of Ostrinia furnacalis (Asian corn borer), 5894 nucleotides long. RefSeq lists its product as uncharacterized. Lineage: Eukaryota; Metazoa; Arthropoda; Insecta; Lepidoptera; Crambidae. The coding region runs from base 437 to 1732 and encodes 431 amino acids. Gene Ontology annotation, molecular function: ubiquitin binding. The record is from RefSeq and is a predicted model, not a curated record. The transcript has 10 exons.